AGGACCCAGGGGGCAGAGGGGCCCCAGCGGCCGUAUCUGCAGGGCUGGUGGCGUCCCACUGACCUGGACCCCUAAGCCUCCGGAGAAGCACGGACACCCGGCCCGGAGCCCGGGUGUGGCGCGCCCGCGCCCGCGCCCGCGCCCCUAUCCCCACCCCAUCCAUCUCCGUUUUGUCGUCCCCACCGGGGCUCUGGGCAGCAGUGCCCAUUGGUCCCUUGGACUCCAGCCUCCAGUGCCCCGAGGCCGUGAGCUGACUUCGCCAAAGGCCCGUGGCCCCAGGAGAUCUAGGCAGGGCCGCAGAAUCGCCACCUUGGACAUCACGAUGAGCUGGAGCCUGGCGCUGCCGCCCACUGCUCAGGUGCCCUCUGCCAGCAAAUACGGAGACCGCUACAUUCCCUCCCGGGCGGCGGCCAACUGGGACGUGCACUUCCACAGCCUAGGUGAGAAGCAGAAGCUCAGAGGGCCCGGUGCAGCCGGCGGCAGAGGGCAGAGCGUCUACUCUGCCCUGCUGAAGAACGAGCUGCUGGGCGCCGGCAUCCAGAAGGCGCAGGAUGCCAAGGCCGACUGGGGUCGGAGCCUGCAGCCCUGCCCGCCUCCGCCGAGCCGAAGGAACCUGUUCACCUACUCGGCCAGCACGAGCCCCUGGAGCCCCGAGAGCGGCAGCGAGAUGUCAGCCUACGCUUUGUCACCUGUCAGCAAGAGAAGUCAGACGUUACUAACAUCGCUGCAGAGAGAGGCCAGAAACAUCGCCCAGAGCCCCUUCAAAAUCCUCGAGGCCCCCGACCUCCGCGAUGACUUCUACCUGAACCUGCUGGAUUGGUCUCGCUCCAACGUCAUCAUCGUGGGCCUGGGCAACCGCGCUUACCUGUGGAGUGCCACUACGUGCCAGGUGACCAAACUGUGCGACCUGGCCGGGGACAGGGACUCGGUGACGUCGGUGAGCUGGUCGGAGCGCGGUAAGUUCGUGGCGGUGGGCACCCACAGGGGCUUGGUGCAGAUCUGGGACGUGGUGGCGCAGAAGAGGGUGUCCGUGCUGGGGGGCCACACGGGCAGGGUCGGGGCGCUGGCCUGGAGCGCCGACCAGAUCUCCUCGGGGAGCAGAGACACGCGCAUCCUGCAGCGAGACUUGCGGGCCUCCCCCCUGCAGUCGCAGCGCUGGCUGCGCAGCCACAGGCAGGAGGUGUGCGGCCUCAAGUGGUCCCCGGACCGCCAGCUGCUGGCCUCGGGGGGCGGCGACAACAGGCUGCUGCUCUGGAGUCGGCCAGCCUGAAAGCCCGUGCAGCAGUACGUCCAGCUCGGGGCGGCCGUGAAGGCCAUCGCCUGGUCUCCCCACCAGCGCGGCCUCCUGGCCUCGGGGGGCGGCUCAUCGGACAGCAGCCUGUGCUUCUGGAACACGCUGACCGGGCAGCCCCUGCAGCGCCUCGACACGGGCUCGCAGGUGUGCACUGCCUGGUCCAAGCACAGCAAGGAGCUCGUCAGCACCCACGGCUACUCGGAGAACCAGAUCGUCGUCUGGAAGUACCCGACCCUGGCGCAGGUGGCCAAGCUCACGGGCCACACCUACCGGGUCCUGUAUCUCUCCAUGUCUCCCGACGGCCAAACCAUCGUGACGGGCGCGGGCGACGAGACCCUGAGGUUCUGGAACGUCUUCCCCAGAGGCUGCGCGCCCUGGGCCUCGGGCUCGGCGCUCGAUCUCUUUACCAGGAUCCGCUGACGCCGUCCGGGCGACCUCCCCGCCUGCCCGAACGGGACCUGAUUCUCAUCGGCCGGAAGGGAGGUGGCCGGGCCGGCCGGACCCACAGACAGUUUGCAGGUCCUUAUUAAAUACUUGGCGGUGCACGUCAGCGAAUCUCGGGAGGGAGAGGACGCUGUGGUGGGCCGGCGGUGGCGGGGAUGGACAGGCGUCCUGGAGCAGCCGCAUUCUUCACGAAGGGCUAAGGGUGGCUAUGCGAAAUGGGCUGGGGCGUGGAGCUGG
Monodelphis domestica (gray short-tailed opossum) is the source of this 1975-nucleotide messenger RNA. Lineage: Eukaryota; Metazoa; Chordata; Mammalia; Didelphimorphia; Didelphidae. The record is from RefSeq and is a predicted model, not a curated record.